CAGGGUAGGAGUGAAAGUGAGAACCACAGUAAAAGCAGACAGCCAGGUCCUGCAAGUUUCCUGUGCAGGAGCAAUGAGUUGCAGCUUUAGCUCAAGAUAGCUGGAGCAAGGGGUAGGAACUCAAUGAUAGAGUCUGUGCUUAGCAAAUGUGAGGUAAAAAGAAAAGCCAGAACAUAAAAUACCACUGACUACACCCCUUGUAUCUUUCUGUGCUGAUACAGGGAGACCAUCUAUAAAUAUAGAUAAUAUAAACUGGGUGACCUUAAAUAAUAUGGGAGCCCUUGCCCCUAGCUUGUCAGCUAUCCUUCAAAGACCACCAUUUUCUUGCUCACAUGUCCAGCUGCCUGCUCUCAUCCUUGCCCAAAGUACACACUGACUUUGUAAGCUCAAGUUACAGACUAGACAGACUAACAGUGCCCAAUGGUGAUAGGACUCCACCCUCCACCUGGGUUUUUGCUGACAUACAGUGAAAAUCUCCUUCCAUCUCCUCUCUACCUUGCAAAACAAGCUUCCUGUUUUGAAUGAGGUCCAGACGGGAACAGCCCCACUUACACCUAUUAACACACUCAGACACACUUCCCUCUCUCUGCAUGUGUACAGCUUUUUGUACCUUGCCAGAUUUCCCCUCGGCUUACAGAUCCUGAAUCAUAACCGAAGAUACCAAACCAGCAGGAAGUCGACAUUUGAUGUAGAGCAGUCUGGGUGAAUCAUGGCUUCUGGUUGAUUUUUUUGCUGUGUUUUGCCAUGAUCACUUUGCUAAACUUUCCACCUCUUUUACAGCAGAAUGGAAGCAAAGAAAGGAAGUUGCCUGACGCAGGAGCCCGAGUGAGACCAACAGACUCGCAGACCCAGCCUACACCAUGAACUUGACUUUAUCUUCUUUGUGUUGAGAGCAAGGACAAGUAAAGUUGCUGGUGAGCAAUGGCUCUCUUUACUCCCUGGAAGUUGUCUUCUCAGAAGCUGGGCUUUUUCCUGGUGACUUUUGGCUUCAUUUGGGGGAUGAUGCUUCUGCAUUUUACCAUCCAGCAGCGAACUCAGCCUGAAAGUAGCUCCAUGCUGCGGGAGCAGAUCCUGGACCUCAGCAAAAGGUACAUCAAGGCACUGGCAGAAGAAAACAGGAAUGUCGUGGAUGGGCCAUAUGCUGGUGUCAUGACAGCUUAUGAUCUGAAGAAAACUCUUGCUGUGUUAUUGGAUAACAUUUUGCAGCGCAUUGGCAAGUUAGAGUCGAAGGUGGAUAAUCUCGUUAUCAAUGGCACAGCAACAAAUGCGACCAACUCGACCACAGCUGUUCCCAGCUUGGUAGCACUUGAGAAAAUUAAUGUAGCAGAUAUCAUUAAUGGAGCUCAAGAGAAAUGUGUAUUGCCUCCUAUGGAUGGCUACCCACACUGUGAGGGGAAGAUUAAGUGGAUGAAAGAUAUGUGGCGUUCAGAUCCCUGCUACGCAGACUACGGAGUGGAUGGCUCCACCUGUUCUUUUUUUAUUUACCUCAGUGAGGUUGAAAAUUGGUGUCCUCAUUUACCUUGGAGAGCAAAAAAUCCCUAUGAAGAAGCUGAUCAUAAUUCAUUGGCAGAAAUUCGGACAGAUUUUAAUAUUCUCUAUAAUAUGAUGAAAAAGCACGAAGAAUUCCGGUGGAUGCGGCUACGGAUCCGGCGAAUGGCUGAUGCAUGGAUCCAGGCAAUCAAGUCCCUGGCAGAAAAGCAAAAUCUUGAAAAGAGAAAGAGGAAGAAAGUUCUUGUUCAUCUGGGACUCCUGACCAAGGAAUCUGGCUUUAAGAUCGCAGAGACAGCAUUCAGUGGUGGCCCUCUUGGUGAAUUAGUUCAGUGGAGUGAUUUAAUUACAUCUCUGUACUUACUGGGCCAUGACAUUAGGAUUUCAGCUUCACUGGCUGAGCUCAAGGAAAUCAUGAAGAAAGUUGUAGGAAACAGAUCUGGUUGCCCGACUGUGGGAGACAGAAUCGUUGAGCUCAUUUAUAUUGAUAUUGUAGGACUCGCUCAAUUCAAGAAAACUCUGGGACCAUCUUGGGUUCAUUACCAGUGUAUGCUCCGAGUCCUUGAUUCCUUUGGUACUGAACCAGAGUUCAAUCAUGCCAAUUAUGCCCAGUCUAAAGGCCACAAGACCCCCUGGGGAAAGUGGAAUCUGAACCCUCAACAGUUCUAUACCAUGUUCCCUCACACACCAGACAACAGCUUUCUGGGGUUUGUGGUCGAGCAGCACCUGAACUCCAGUGACAUUCACCAUAUUAAUGAAAUCAAAAGGCAGAACCAGUCCCUGGUGUAUGGCAAAGUCGAUAGCUUCUGGAAGAAUAAGAAGAUGUACUUGGACAUCAUCCACACAUACAUGGAAGUGCAUGCCACUGUCUAUGGCACCAGCACAAAGAACAUUCCGAGUUACGUGAAAAACCAUGGCAUCCUCAGCGGGAGAGACCUGCAGUUUCUUCUCCGAGAAACCAAGCUGUUUGUGGGGCUUGGGUUUCCUUAUGAGGGCCCAGCUCCCCUGGAGGCCAUUGCAAAUGGAUGUGCUUUUCUGAAUCCCAAGUUCAAUCCACCCAAAAGCAGCAAAAACACAGACUUUUUCAUCGGCAAGCCAACACUGAGAGAGCUGACAUCCCAACAUCCUUAUGCUGAAGUAUUCAUCGGCCGGCCCCACGUCUGGACUGUGGAUCUCAACAACCAGGAGGAAGUGGAGGAUGCAGUGAAAGCGAUUUUAAAUCAGAAGAUCGAACCGUACAUGCCAUAUGAGUUCACAUGCGAGGGGAUGCUGCAGAGAAUCAAUGCUUUCAUUGAAAAGCAGGACUUCUGCCAUGGGCAAGUGAUGUGGCCGCCCCUUAGUGCCCUGCAGGUGAAGCUGGCAGAGCCCCGGCAGUCCUGCAAGCAGGUGUGCCAGGAAAACCAGCUCAUCUGUGAGCCGUCUUUCUUCCAGCACCUCAACAAGGACAAGGACAUGCUGAAGUAUGAGGUGAUCUGCCAAAGCUCAGAGUUAGCCAAGGACAUCCUGGUACCCUCCUUCGACCCCAAGAAGAAACACUGUGUGUUCCAGUCAGACCUCUUGCUCUUCAGCUGUGCAGGCGCCCACCCUAAGCACCAGCGGAUCUGCCCCUGCCGGGACUUCAUCAAGGGCCAAGUGGCCCUCUGUAAAGACUGCCUAUAGCAGCUACCUGAUGGAUGCCACAUGCGUUCUGCUAGGGAAGUCAAAGAUGGUGGCUCUGUUGUUCAGGGCCAGGGUCAGAAGUCAUUCAGGGAUUCUGGCCAGAGCCUGAAAAAAACUCUGAUCCAAGGUAUGGAUUGGGUACUGCUCCCACUGUGGUCAGCAUAUCCCAGUUUUCACCAGAACAAAAUGAGAGCAGGCCAGGAUAUAUUUUCUAUGUUGUGAGGAGCCACUGUAGGGGAUUUGUCCCUGCAACUGCUCCAGGGUAAAAAAAAGAAAACAAGAAAAAAAUAGUCUCAAGAUUCAUUUAAAUUUAAAACAAAACAAGAGGAGGAAUUGAGCUCAUUGGAAAGAACUUUGAAUGGAAACAUUCCUAAACCCAUUAACUUAUUUAUUUGGGAGGGGGGAGGUUGGGAGGGCAAUAAGGGAGGGGGAAAGGGAUUGAUCUCAGUCUCUUCUAUUUCCCACUGAUAAUCAUCCACUUUCACUAUACUAUUACUCUGUCUGCUUGGGGUGGGGCUGUGUGUGGUACUCAAGGCCAGCUGUGAGGACCUAGCUUCUAGAAGCAGGUGGCAGCAGAGCAAAGGAAAAUCUUGCUUUAGAAGCACAGCCAAACAAUCCAGGACAUUUUCAUCGUUUGUGGAGCCUGUGCAUGUUUGGCAGUGGCAGCUAAAGGACCAGGAACUCUGUGGCUGGGGUGAGGGGAGGGACACACUGUGAUUGUCCAGAGCCCCCAGCCAGGGCUGUUUGGAAGUCAGGAGGGGACUCCUUCCCUUUCCUUUUCAUUCCCUUCCUACUCACCCUCACACCUUAGCUCCAUUUUCUUACAAUAUUUCUAGGAAAGAAAUGCAAGACUGGAGUUUUUGUUUGCUAGUCUAUGACAAAUUCACCCUCCUUCACUUUAGGACUUUGUAAUGAGGACCUUUGAACCUGGAGGGCAGCUGUCUAGCCCCCAGAGAGGUGAGCCUGGGACAGGAAUGAAAACAAUCCUUAAGGGUUCGUAGCAUAACUAGAGCUGGGCUCUAGGUGAGUUUGUGUCCCCUCUGAUGUCUGACAGAACUGAAGUCUAGUGAAUGGGACUCACAGUGACCUUAAUAUUCACUGAGAGACCACCAGCAGCCCAAUGUGAAUGCUUUGUGUUGUUCUGACCACUCCCUAAGGUGUGGUGAGUCUAUACGGCUUUUACUUCAGACACUAUUGCUAGGGUUAGGGACAGCAGGUUGGCCCCACCUUCCACAUCCCCAGCCUGUCCACUCUUGCUGAAACCUUGCUUUUGUCCCAUGUGUGUGAGCUGCCCAAAGCCCUAAAGUUCCAUGGCAGCCAGAGUGAGCCCUCUUCUACCUCUUGCUAUGAGCUCUCAGCAUCUUCACCCAGUCCUGGCUGGCCAGAUGGAAUACUUUGGGCUUCACUGCAUGCAUGCAAACUUGGGGUUUCCAGGAUCCUGCCUGCUGGGGAUAGUGGGGAGCCAGCUGAGGCCUUUUCCAGGAAGAGCCUUUAAAUUUGGGAAGUGAGAUCUGCCUGCUUCUUGAUUUCUACCCUGGGGCCUAAAUAGUAGCAACAACACAGCCAGCCGUUUUCUGCUGAGGCUCUCAGAUUGCUGCUCAAUGGGUCUGAAUUGUAUUUCCAGUCCUAGAGAAUAAGGAGGAGCAGCUGGGGCUCUCCACCCACUCAGGGAAAGUACUGAGGAGAGAGGCCUCUGCCUGGGCCCAGUUACAAGGGCCAGUAAAAAUCCAGUUACUGGUGAUGGAGUAUCAAUCACUGGUGAUAGGGAGUAUGUGCACCUUUCUUUGUUUUGCUAGGGCAGUUUCCUACAGUAGGAGGGGAGAGAAGUAGCUUUCUUCCUGUGAGGAAGGACAUUUUCCCAGUGUCUAGGCCUCUUGGCUGCCCCCCAGGGAGUUUGCCUGAGUUCCCAGAUUCUUAGAACAGGUCUGCCCUCUCCUGGGCUCUUCUGGAAGCUCCACAAGCUGAAGGUGACAGUGUAUGCAUUCUACCAGCAGGAGGCACCUCCAAGCCUAGAGAUUUCCCAGCAAGCUAAGUUAACAGAUUUUCAAAACCACAGGAAUUCAGAAAGCAAGAAAAUGAGAAAGUCACAUUAUUCUUCCCUUCAGAAGCUGCAGGAAUCAUUUGCUGACUGUCCCUGAGCCCAAGGUCUCUCCACCUUCCCAUCCCUUCCAUUCCUCUUAAGAUCUUCUAGGCCAGAUACUGCAAAAGAGCACUUUCUUCUAUUUAAAAAUUCCUCUUUUCCAGCUCCAUUAUGAGCUAGAUGGAAGCCCAUUUCCACUGGAGGAAGCAGGGGCUGCCUCUCUUGGGGGCAAACAAACCACACUCCACUUGCCCUGAGCCUUAUCAAUAGGUGAGCCCCAUGUACACUGGCUCCCAGGUAUGGUCAGUGACCCACCAGGGAAAAGUGAGGAGGAAGCUUCAACCUGCCUGCCAUGUGUGUAGAGAAACAAAUAGUGUGGGCCUGGGAGCCUGCCACAGUUUUACCAUUAUUGAUCUUUAAAUCUAAACUCCUAUGUAAAUUGAUAACAAUUCCACAGGGAGAGAAAUCCAAAAUCAGGAUUAAUGUUUUCCUGUGCUAUAUAAUAAUGUCUUGCCUAGUCUUUCAGAUUAUUUUCCCCUUUGUGAUCUUAAGCUUUUUUAAAAAAUUGAGGGGAAAAUGUAUAUCUAAUUUAUGAAUAAAAAGCUUUCCUUUGUAAGGUCAGAAUUUUGCAGAGCAAAAACUCCUGAAAGGAAAAAUACAGACUUCUCUGAAUGUCAGUAAACACCUCAUUUCAUGGAUGCAAGUUGGUUUGCACAUGUGCAAAUAGAGACACCUUUUGCAUUUUUGCUUGGAUUAGGUUUUGGUUACUGCUUGUGAUAAUUUUCUUGUUGUUGCUUAUUUGCUUGUUGGCUGCGUGUUUGGAAAUAUUAGCAACUACUUCUUGGGUGAUAGUUGUUUUCCUGAUGUGCCUUUUCAUUUUCUUUUGGGGUUAGUUUUGAAACUGUGGGUGCUGUUGAAGGCUGACACCAGAACACUCCAAUGUGGAGGCAGGACAGGCUUCUUGGUGACUGCAGACAUUCAGGCAGGGCAUGAGAAAUGUUCCCCAACCUACAGCCUGUGUGCUCACAUUCACCCCUAGAAGGUGAAAGAAAAGCUCUAACUUCCUCUGGACUCGGCCAGGCUUUGGGUCUGUCUGUCUUGACCUUGCUGAGGUGUACCCAAGGAAGAAGCCCACCCCUAGUUGACAAUGGUCCUGAGCUCUUUAGUAACAGUAGCCCAACUGAUUAGCAGCAUAAAGGGGAGAAAAUGUAGAGCCCCUUUCUGUUCCUUAGUGAAUGAAUGUAGAGUCCCAUACAACUCACUGGUCAUACUGUCUUCUGGGUGGUAGAGGAGAAUGAAAUUGUUUAAAGGUGGGUGGGAGAUCUUUAGACCCAACCAAGGUGGUUAGCCUAGAUUGUAUAAUUAUAUACACUGCCACCCUCUCCCACGCCCCCCAAAUUCUUGAUUUAUAAAGAAAAAAGUCUACUUUGUUAACGACAGGCUCUGUUUUAUGUUACUAUCCUAAGCCUGGAUUGUUUUUAUUUAUUUAAAAAUAGUUUAAUUUCUCUAUUGGCUUUAUUUCUUAUCUCACCCAUCCGUCUAAGGAUGCAGGAUAUCUGCAUGUGACUAGACGGGUGGACAUAAAUGUUCAUGCUCCUCCAGGAAGCUGGCAGUUCUGGAAAGCUGAGGGGGGGAAGUUCCUUUCAGUCUUAGCUUCAACAAAAAGUGGGAAGCCAAGUCUUUAUGUAUAGUAAAAGACCAAAUUAGAUGUAUAGUCUUGGAUGCAGGAAAAAAAAAAAAAAGGUUCCCUAGAUUGCCUAGCACUUAGGAUUUUGUGAGGAUUGUGUUUAGCACAGUACCUGGCACAUAGUAAUCCCUAGUAAAUGUUAAAUAUUGUUACUAUUAGCAUUUCAUAAAAUUUGAGAAAGAAAUGAGCUCAUUCCCUGUUGACUCAAAAGUGAUUCCUAAAUGAAAAUAAUAUUCAAAGUUCAUUGAAUGUCGUAGGAAUUACUGGUUUCAAGUGUCCAAGUUCUACCCUACCCUGCUAGUUGAAAUUUUAAUGUAUUUCUGAAUGCAAUGAAUGGUUUGAAAAUAUGCCAGACUUCAGCCUCCAUUGAAACAAGGCUGCAAGAAUUUACUGAAGUUUGAAAGAGUAGAAGUGACCUUUGGCCACAUAUGGCUAUCUUCUGGAACAUUCCAGGGAUUUCUUUGAGGAACUUUUUGAGCUAGAAAAGUUCUUGGGCAGAGUACACCCCUUAAGUUAAUGUUCAUCCUAUUUCUCUGUAAUGCAAUAAUGGAGACUUCUGUUUAAGGGGAAUGAAAUGAUCAAUUGAAGGAAUACAUUCCCCCAGGAAAUCCCUUUGCUGCCCCCUGCUGGCCAGGGAGGCCUCUAACAGGCUGGUUACCUCAUGUUUCCUUUAAAUCCAAGUUGAAUUGUACUAGUACUGGACAUGAUUCACCCCAGAGGGGGCAGCUGAAGUCCUGGGGGAGGGAUCUGAGCCUCUUUCAGAAGAGCUCCCAGAGGCAGCUCAUAGUUGAAUAGUGUUUUCCAAAGUGAUUGAAAUGCCAGUUUGCUCUCUAUUUUGUUGUGGAUUUAGCUUCUUGCUUCCCUGAUAGAUUUAAAGUUUUUAUCUCCAAACCUUGGUCCACACAACUCUGGGUAGAUUUUGAUCAUAGAAUAAGGGGAAAUGUCUAGAGUUCAGUGUGGUGUUUUUUUUUUUCAAAUUCCUUUGGCUUCUCUGCAGUUGAUUAGCACUCUUAUCGCUUUAUGGAUAUAACUGUUGACGUUUACCUUCUUCAGAGCCUCCCUCUGUCCCAGAUUUUGUGGCACCUUGUUCCUUACCCUGCCCUGAAGUAGGGAUGGUGGGCAAGCAGAGAGCAUACUGGUGCUGCAGGUCAGAAUGCGUACUGGGAUCCCAGCACAGUCUGCCAAAGCUGAGAUGGUACAAAGGUGAGUGGCACUUUGCUCACUGUCCUGCCUAAGUAUUAAGACACUCGAGUAACAAUUGAUGCCAAAGGAGAUGAUGUCCCUUCUGCUGUCACAACCUUGGUGGUGUUAAGCUAAUGAGUGUUUGUGUCUGUGUCUUCGGAUUCUGGUCCAGCUGUUUUCUGUUGUACUUUGGGGGUUUGGUAGCUGGAGUCCGCAAAUAAGAUAUCACUAUCCAAAUGUACUGUACUGGCACAGGGAGCACAGGCUUUGUUUUCCACUGUCGUAGAGAAAACUAGGGAGAACUUUAUUUUUCAAUAAACUUUUCUUGUGUGA
Molecule: messenger RNA, 8429 nt
Organism: Perognathus longimembris pacificus (Pacific pocket mouse)
Lineage: Eukaryota; Metazoa; Chordata; Mammalia; Rodentia; Heteromyidae
Gene: Mgat5
Product: alpha-1,6-mannosylglycoprotein 6-beta-N-acetylglucosaminyltransferase
Exons: 16
Coding region: 922-3147 (741 amino acids)
Biological process (GO): protein N-linked glycosylation
Cellular component (GO): Golgi apparatus
Molecular function (GO): alpha-1,6-mannosylglycoprotein 6-beta-N-acetylglucosaminyltransferase activity
Source: RefSeq, a predicted model, not a curated record